GCCAAAACGUACAUUAUCAUUCAUUCUUGAAUAGGACUCACUGUUGAUCUCAUAGUUCUCUUAAAAUUUGACCUUCGCACUUCGCAGAAAAUAAUUAGAAGAAGAUCGUGCUGUAUCAAGUCAGCGAUUGCCCUUGUAUUUGUUUCACCCCAUAAUCGAUAAUUUCAUCGAAAUGAAUUCGGCGGUAACAUCGUCCUCAUCUCCCAAGAAGACGACGUUUGCGGAAAAGCAAGUUGAACGUUUGAAAAGGCUGCGCUCAUUACACAAUGCCCGAAACGAAGCGAGGGCGCAUAACCACUACGAGGUCGUCGCCGAAGCAGCGAGGAACAAGUUGCCACCAAAUUAUGAAGCUAAACGGCGCCAGGCUGAAUGGGUACUUGAGGAUCAGAAAAAAAGGGAGGCAGCGGCUAAGCAGGGUAAAAAUUAUGAUCGAGUGAAACUUCUCAACAUAUCUGCAAUUGAAGCUGAAAAAAAGAUAAAACUUAAAAAGAACAAGAAAAACCCCGAUAAAGGGUUCUCAACAUACGAACAAGCAACCGUGCGUCAGUAUAAUAGAUUAGUGAAGAACAUGCCUACGGUGGAUAUGGAGCACUACCAGAGACAAAAAGAGAGAUAUGGUGAUGCUUUCUACGGAGGACCGAAUGUUAUUAUACAUGGCAUGCAAGAAGACCGAAAAGAGGCCGUGGACAGAAUGGUAAUGGAUUUGGAACAGCAAAUUGCAAAGAGAGCGAAGUUCUCACGGAGACGUUUUCACAACGAUGACGCCGACGUUGAUUAUAUUAAUGAACGGAAUGCCAGAUUCAAUAAAAAAUUGGAAAAGUUUUACGGAGCGCACACGGCGGACCUUAAACGGAGUUUGGAGAGAGGUACUGCUAUUUAG
Messenger RNA from Galleria mellonella (greater wax moth), 880 nucleotides. Its product is annotated as pre-mRNA-splicing factor Syf2-like. The transcript has a single exon. Gene Ontology annotation, cellular component: post-mRNA release spliceosomal complex; Prp19 complex; catalytic step 2 spliceosome. The coding region runs from base 173 to 880 and encodes 235 amino acids. NCBI's taxonomy places the organism in Eukaryota, Metazoa, Arthropoda, Insecta, Lepidoptera, Pyralidae. The record is from RefSeq and is a predicted model, not a curated record.